AGGCUUGCCAACUUAUCCAUCAAUUAGAAUUUCAUUAGAUGCAUGCUGCAGUCUACACUGGUGUCUGUGCUGCCUUACAAUAUCAGCUUAAUAAAUUGUGAACCAGGCCUUAAAGAUUCCAGACUCGACAUUCCUGCCCAAUAGGCACCUACCCUGCCAGGAACCAUGGGUGAGCCAGACGAUUCCCAUGUCCCACUGCUGAGAGCUAUGCAGGAUCGGUUUGUGCCAAAGUCCCUGUCAAUUGCAGGCAAGUCGCUCCUUACAGCCAUUCAUAUCGCCAAUAUUGCUAUCGGUGCUUUUUAUAUAAAUGACUGCCCAGGGCAGUAUCUUAUCCCUUACUAUCUCAUUAUUACGGGUGCAGUCUCUCUACUGCUUCUCUUUCUCACGUGCCUCCCCUGCGGUGAUGGAAGGGAGCCCCCUAGGACUAGCUGGGGUGUCCUGUGUACACAGGGAGUCUUAAUGAUGUUCCUCUUCAUCUUCUUCAUUGCUGGCAAUGUGUGGGUAUAUUCUCUGUAUCAGGAACCUUGGGACUCUCCAGAAUCCCCCAAACGAUGUAACCGCGUCCUGUACCUGUACGCCUUCUGGGUCAUCACAGCAGUGUACAUCUUUGCCGGCGUUGUGGUUAUCCUUUAUAUGUGCGCCCUGUUCUGCCUCGCUCUAGUGGGGGCCUAUGUUGCUGCCAGAACCCAUGCAGAUGCAUAACUAAAUCAGGUGCUGAUUGGAUGUGGCCUUUACACCCCUCUGGGGUAACUCAGCAUCAUCAUAUCUUUAUCCUUUAUAUCGUUUUAGUCAUGUUAUAUCUGAAAUACUCAGCAGCCAGAAAUGCAGGACUGUUACUCUUGCAACAAAAGUGUUAAAUGGGGGGAGCGCUCAAACUGUAAAAUGAAUGGAAUCUAUGGCGAAUCCAGAUUUAUUCAACAUCGCACUGUAUAUUACACUUAUUGUUAGUAUCAGGUUGGCCUUAACCUUGUUUCUUAUCUGUAAAUGUUACGGAGACUUUCACCUUAUCUGUUCCACUUAAUUACUUUAGUGCACUGUUGCACUUACUUUAGUGCAGCCACGGCUCAGGGAGGGCCCUUAUCUACCCUGUUAGACGCUCCAGGCGGAUUCGUAUUUGCUGGCAAUGAAAUAAUAAAUCUGAAUUCCAUCGGG
This is a messenger RNA of Xenopus tropicalis (tropical clawed frog), 1152 nucleotides long. RefSeq lists its product as uncharacterized. The record is from RefSeq and is a predicted model, not a curated record. The coding region runs from base 166 to 702 and encodes 178 amino acids. Lineage: Eukaryota; Metazoa; Chordata; Amphibia; Anura; Pipidae. The transcript has 5 exons.